This is a messenger RNA of Marasmius oreades (fairy-ring Marasmius), 1031 nucleotides long. RefSeq lists its product as uncharacterized. Bases 7 to 819 code for a protein of 270 amino acids. Gene Ontology annotation, cellular component: SNARE complex; endomembrane system; membrane. The transcript is spliced from 6 exons. Lineage: Eukaryota; Fungi; Basidiomycota; Agaricomycetes; Agaricales; Marasmiaceae. Gene Ontology annotation, molecular function: SNARE binding; SNAP receptor activity. The record is from RefSeq and is a predicted model, not a curated record. Gene Ontology annotation, biological process: Golgi to vacuole transport; vesicle fusion; intracellular protein transport.
AUUACAAUGAGCUUUCAGGAUGUCGAAGCUGGUAUCCAACACACAUCCAAUUUCCCCGUUCCUUCAAGCCCACAAUCUCCCGAAGAUGCUACAUUCGUCUCUCUACAGUCUUCUCUUUCCCUUCAAGUAUUCAAGAUGAACUCCAAUGUGCAAGGUAUACUCAAACUGGUGGAUCAACUCGGCACUACCAAGGACUCCGCAGCCCUUCGGAAACGCUUACAUGAUUUAACGGAGAGCACCCGUGCCAUGGCGAAGCGUGGGUCGGAGGACCUGAAGAAAUUGACCACCCAGCAAGCAUCUCUUCCACAUCAAAAGACAACUCUUCAGAAGACUUCUCACGACUUUCAGAUGUCUUUGGUUGCUUUUCAGCGGGCACAGCAAGUCAGUGCGGAACGGCAAAGGACCGUAGUUCAGGGAGUAAAACUAGCUGUUGAAGAUGAUCAACCUACCGACUCGGAACCUACGAGCUCACCAGAACAGCGGCAAGCCCAGUUACUCCACAGCCAAUUAUCACCCCAUGAAUUAGCCUACCAAGAGUCCCUGAUCCAAGAACGAGAAGCUGACAUCCGGGAGAUUGAGACCGGUAUACACGAAUUAGCAGAGAUAUUCCGUGACCUUGGUACCUUGGUCGAACAGCAGCGACCCAUGAUUGAUAACAUUGACUACAACAUCUCAUCUGUCGCUGCUGAUACCUCACGCGCUGCCGAAGAACUUAAUACUGCAUCGGAGUAUCAGCGUCGAGCCGGUCGUCGCGCUGCUUGUCUCAUGAUCAUCCUAGUUGUUGUCGUUGCUAUCGUUUUACUUGCCGUUCUAUCAUAGCAAGACUCCACUCUUCCACUAUAUGUUAUACCCUACUUAUAAUUAUGCAUUAUACUUCUUAACAAUCUCGAUGGAUAAUCUGUAGUACUUCAGAUGUCUCCUACCACCAACCACCAGUUCUAUUACCAGCAGCGGCUCAAACAGCCCGUAUUAUAUCGAGAAAUAGUAGGAACUCCAAUCUACAAUUGAUACUACGAUACACAUGCAGUCAU